Molecule: messenger RNA, 1350 nt
Organism: Ogataea angusta
Lineage: Eukaryota; Fungi; Ascomycota; Pichiomycetes; Pichiales; Pichiaceae
Exons: 1
Coding region: 1-1350 (449 amino acids)
Biological process (GO): protein N-linked glycosylation; cell wall mannoprotein biosynthetic process; protein O-linked glycosylation
Cellular component (GO): membrane; Golgi apparatus
Molecular function (GO): alpha-1,2-mannosyltransferase activity
Source: RefSeq, a predicted model, not a curated record
AUGCUUCAUAUUCCUAGAAGACUGGUCCGUGUAGGACUUCUCGUGCUCCUGUUACUUGUCAUAGUACUGGAAGCCGUUAGCGGAGGCGUCCCCACGGAUAGAGAGUCCCUGAUCUACAAGAUCCAAAAUCCCGGGCUAGUGAAACUAUUUUCCCACUCUAAAACAACCUCGUGGACUUGGACCGAGAUCUCCCAGGCUCUCAUUUUCCGUUCUCCAGUUUACGACCAUUCCGCCCCAACAACUUACGUUCGUAAAGACUCGCACAAGUUCUAUAAAAACCUAUACAAGCAGAAGAUCCCGUCCGAGCCGCAGAUAAUGGUUCUGACAACCAAAGAAGAUCAACAGCCGUACGUGAGGGCCAACGGAACGUUUAUGUCUAUUGUGCGGGAAGAGGAUAUGGAGAAGCUUCUGAACACAGUCCACCAAAUCGAAGAAACCUGGAAUCACAAUUACCACUACCCCUACGUCUUUCUGAGCUCUCAAAACAUCUCAACAGAGUUUCAGCACAAAUUGAGGGAGAAAUGCUCCGGCGAGGUGAUAUUUGAUAGAAUACCUCAGUCUGUCUGGACUGUUCCCAGUAGAACGGACGCUCGCCGUGUGAAAGAAAGCAUGAAAAAGCUGGCUGCAAAGGGAGUCCAGCUUGCAAACGAUAUAGAAUACCGUAACAAAAUGCGGUUCAAGGCUGGAUAUUUUUUCAACACGGGAAUCAUGAGACAUUACAAGUACUACUGGAACCUGGAAGCCGGGACCGAUUUUUUCUGCAAUAUAGACUACGACAUAUUCAGGUUCAUGGAGCAGAACAACUUGGUGCAUGGAUUCGCUAUCUCUUUGUACGACAAUCCUCACACCGUGGAGUCUCUUUGGCCAAAAACACUGGAGUUUGUCCAGCAGCAUCCCGCCUAUGUGGACAACAACGCUUCCUUCACUUGGCUUACUGAGUCUUUGCAAAAUCCUGAACACACAAAAAUAGCCAAUGGUUACUCUACAUGCCAUUUUUCUUCGGCAUUGGAGAUCGGCGACAUGGAUUUCUACAGAUCAGAAAUGUAUACUAACUAUUUCAGACAUCUGGAAGACUCGGGAGGAUUCUACUACGAGGGAUGGAGAGACGCUCCUGUCAGAAGCAUUGCUCUGACUCUUUUUGGAGACAAGAACAAAGUCUGGUGGUUUAGAGACAUGGGAGUCGCGCAGGCUCCGUACCACAACCGACCAUUGAGCGAUAAGUGUUCUAAUGCUAAAGACCCUGCAGGGUACUUUGGUGUAAAUGAGGUCAGACAUGAGAAUUGCCUGCCAAAUUGGAUCAGGUACGAGCUACCCGAGAAAAACAAACAGGCAUAUACGUUUCAAAAUUAA